UUUAGCAACCAGGAAAUGACAGGGCGAUUUCCACUAGAUAACCCAGCCACAAAGUCAGAACAGCUUUCCCAGAAUGACAACAGAUACCGCUUCAGUCGGAGAAAUCAAGAGCAAUAUCACAGCCAAUCACAACACUGGCGGGAACUUGAUGAAAUCCGCAAGUCUGGAAUGAAAAAUUUUCGUAACAUUCAAGUGGAUGAAUCAAAUAUUUUGACUUGGCAAGGCCUCAUUGUUCCAGACAACCCUCCAUACGAUAAAGGUGCUUUCAGAAUCGAGAUCAUCUUCCCAGCAGAGUACCCCUUCAAGCCCCCCAAGAUCACGUUCAAGACCAAGAUCUACCACCCCAACAUCGACGAGAAGGGACAGGUGUGUCUGCCUGUGAUCAGCGCAGAGAACUGGAAACCAGCCACUAAAACUGACCAAGUGAUCCAGUCCCUGAUUGCGCUGGUCAACGACCCCCAGCCAGAGCAUCCUCUCAGGGCAGACCUAGCAGAGGAAUACUCUAAGGACCGUAAAAAAUUCUUUAAGAACGCAGAAGAGUUUACAAAGAAACAUGGAGAAAAACGACCUGUGGACUGAGAACGCAAACGUGUGACUCCCUCUUCCUACCCCCCGGCCUCCUCUAUCUACUCCCCCUCUUUCCCCCCCUUCCAAAACCCCCUACACCCCUCUCUGCUCUUACCCAAUCUCCUGAAAAUGCCCCCACACACGUACACACAUCCUUCUAGCCCCCCUCCUCCUGGGGCGAUAUAUCUCAGCUCCACUUCUCCCUGGCAACAGGACUGUGUCGUGAAUCAGGCAAGUUGGUCACCUCUGGGUGUCAGCUUGUGGCUGUUACUAACUUUCUACUGAUUUCUUAAAUUAUAAAAAUGCCGGAAUUGGGCCCAAGAGAGCAGCUUGUUAAAGAGGGAACAAAACAAAUACAAUGGAAAGAAAGAUCUAGAUGGAAAUGUUAUGCUCAAUUUGUACACAGAAGUGCUGGUGCAGACCUCUGUAUAAAGAUGAUCAAGUGUUUUGAAAACUAUUUGGUAAAUGCUCAACUUGUGGUCUGAUUGUUAACCCUUUUCAUCUCACUCCUUCCCCUCACUAAAAUAUGUAACAGAAAAAAAUCAACCCCAAAAGCAACAAAAUGAUAAAAAAAAAAACACUUAAAGCAUCAAGGUUCAGGUGUGGAGAAAUGUUUAUUUUAUAUUUCUUUCUUCUUUUUUUUGCCUAUGUUGCACUUUACUCUGUGGAACUAGCUUUUAAGUUUACCAUAAAACAUCAGUUUGUCACCAAUUCAAUGGUCCAGAUGUUAUAAAAGGGAAAAAAAAAUGUUUGACUGAACUUGCUUUUGUUUCUUUGAGAGGUUACGAUGAAAUGUUUUGUUCAUAUGUUGUAUACUUAGCAGACGGUUUGACCAUGUGACAGGAAGUACUGCUCUUCAUGCCAUUGCUCACUGGCCUCUUUUCAAGGUUCUGACUAGAGGGAGUACAGCUAUGAUCAGAAGUUACUCUCUUUUUUUUGUUGUAGCGGGUUAGGAGAUUUAGGUCAAGAAAUAACGUUUAUGACACCCCGUUCCCAUUGAAACUGCUCGUCAGUCUCUGCCCCAACCAGCAAGGCACUGCACAAAUUCACCAAUCUUAAUCACAUGAGUAGUUAUUUGGCAUAAAAAGUGAUUUGUGAAUUAUGAUGGUGGUAGAAGUUUAGUCAUUUAGACAUGCAUCAGCAGCAGACCAGUACCAGUAGAACAGUAGCUGCCAUGAGGGUGUAAAUUACAUUGGACCCGCCAUUGUGGGACAUAUUUUGGAAGCUCUAGAAAUGCAUUCAUGUUUACAUGUAUUUUUACCACGUUUAUUCUACUACAGCCACCUUAAUGCACACUUUAAAAUUGUGUGAGCUAAACGUAUGUAUGAAAUGUUAUGGAUAUUACUAAUGUUACGGUCCCAACUACAAAACAACAACAAAAAAAUACUUGUAA
Oncorhynchus nerka (sockeye salmon) is the source of this 1960-nucleotide messenger RNA. RefSeq names its product ubiquitin-conjugating enzyme E2 L3. The coding region runs from base 16 to 579 and encodes 187 amino acids. Gene Ontology annotation, biological process: protein polyubiquitination. The transcript has 4 exons. Lineage: Eukaryota; Metazoa; Chordata; Actinopteri; Salmoniformes; Salmonidae. Gene Ontology annotation, molecular function: ubiquitin conjugating enzyme activity. The record is from RefSeq and is a predicted model, not a curated record. Gene Ontology annotation, cellular component: nucleus.